AUGGGCUGGACUGACACACACUUCCGUUUCCUCUGCCGCCUCCUCUCAUCGCGCACCCUUCUGUACUCCGAGAUGGUCUCCAUCCAGGACCUCCUGAGGCAGGAGACUCGUCCCAAGGAGCUUCGAUGCCAUCUGGACGAGGCUCCGGUCGUCCUCCAACUCGGCGGGUCAUGCCCGCAAGGUUUCGCAGACGCCGUCGGGAUGUUGAGGAGCGCAGGAGAGCUGGACGGCUACUGUGCCAUCAACUUGAACUGCGGGUGCCCGAGCCCGAGAGUGGCCACCGAGGGCGUCGGAGGCUUCGGGGCUCGAAUGAUGCACGACCCUCAGCUGGUGCUCAGGAGCUCCGAGGAGAUCUCGAGAGCUGCCAACGGGUUGCCGGUCAGCGUUAAGUGCAGGCUGGGGACAGACGAAGUAGGAGGAUACGAGGCUCUGCGCACGUUCGUGAGGACGGUGAGCCAAGGGAGUGUGAGGCAUUUUGUCGUUCAUGCUCGGGACUGUGUGCUGGAGGGGCUGAGCCCUGAGGAGAACAGGAAGGUGCCUCCUCUUCGACCGAGAUGGGUCCACCAGUUGCAGAGCGACUUUCCUCACCUGUCCUUCACGUACAAUGGAGACGGUGAGGAUGAGUCAUGGGAGGACCUGCCCGCCGUGUCUGAGGUCAUGAUCGGGCGAGCAGCGUACAACCGGCCGUGGAUGCUGAGGGAGGCAGAUGAGAUGAUUUUCGGAGAGACGGGGAGGAGGAGGACGAGGAGGGAGGUGAUAGAGACGUACCUGGACCGCUCGGAGCGGCUGGGAUACGUCGGGGGGGGAGAGCAGGAGUACGGGGUGUUGGGAGCGCUUCUGACUCUUUUCGCGGAGGAGAGGGGAGGGAAGGUGGGGAAGGAGGAGCGAGGGUAG
Guillardia theta CCMP2712 is the source of this 894-nucleotide messenger RNA. RefSeq lists its product as hypothetical. Lineage: Eukaryota; Cryptophyceae; Pyrenomonadales; Geminigeraceae. The transcript has 4 exons. Gene Ontology annotation, molecular function: flavin adenine dinucleotide binding; tRNA dihydrouridine synthase activity. The record is from RefSeq and is a predicted model, not a curated record. Gene Ontology annotation, biological process: tRNA dihydrouridine synthesis. The coding region runs from base 1 to 894 and encodes 297 amino acids.